Messenger RNA from Magallana angulata, 3672 nucleotides. RefSeq names its product WD repeat-containing protein 91-like. The transcript has 2 exons. The record is from RefSeq and is a predicted model, not a curated record. Gene Ontology annotation, molecular function: protein binding; phosphatidylinositol 3-kinase regulator activity. NCBI's taxonomy places the organism in Eukaryota, Metazoa, Mollusca, Bivalvia, Ostreida, Ostreidae. Gene Ontology annotation, cellular component: early endosome membrane; late endosome membrane; extrinsic component of endosome membrane. Bases 163 to 2547 code for a protein of 794 amino acids. Gene Ontology annotation, biological process: early endosome to late endosome transport.
AUCGCCAUUGUAACUCAUAAGAGAGAACUAAAGUCGUUUUCAAGAAAAAUGCACAAAAAAUUAAGAGUGCUGAGAAAUUUGCCAAAAUAUGAAUGUAAUAUGAAAUAUUGAACAUAUAAACGUACAAGUUAACUUAAAUUUUACUUUCAUUUUAGAAAAAAUAUGGCGGCUGCAACAGGGCGAGUUGAUGAACUCGUAAAAGAUUAUUUAUUAUACAGAGGUUGUACAGCCUCUUUAAGAAACUUUGAAUAUGAACUCAAGAUUGACAAAGAUAAGGGUUUGCGUGCUGACAAGAUUUUAGAGCAGUUUCAGCAGUAUGUCGGAAGUCACAGCUUAUCUAACCUGAGAGACUUCUGGACCCACUUGAAUGGUCGCCUCUUCUGUCGAUUGGAGCAACGUUACAUCCCAAGUGUUAAAAAGCUUGAAGUUGGACUAUUAAAGCUUUAUGUUGUUAAUGCAUGUCAGAGUAACAGGCAAGAUAAAGUUACCGAGUUUUUCGACAAAAUGGCAGGCGAUUUGCAACAGCAGCCGGAAUUUAGGGAAUGGUUCUGUUUCCCUUUCAUUAAAAAUCCUGAAGAGAACAGCCACUUUGCGAUGUACUUCACAAAGACGUGGCAAGAAAUGUUUUACUUAUCACUCUUUAAUUUUCUGAGUGUCAUUAUCAACGUUAUGCCCGCACCAGUUCUUCUGAACUUUGAUAUUGAACACAAAAGAAUGAAAAAUUUACAGGAAGAAAAUGAGAUGCUGAAAACCCAGUUACUCUCUGCAGACAGUACACUAGCACUGAAAUCAAGCUGUACAAUGGAAAGAAAGUAUGUUGGAAGGGGUGCAAAUUCUGCAGAAUUGUGUUAUGAUUUUAGUGACUUGGGAGAUGAGAGUUUAGAGAUUCAGAAGCAGCAGAAACCUAGUCGAAAGAUUCCGUUUUCAAAUUCGCCGUUAUUCAACCGCAAACCAAACUUUUUAACAUCCAACAAAAGUCCAAUUAAGUCCCAGAGUAAGGCAAAGACAGGAAAAUCUCAAGCAAUGAACAUAAAAAAAGAAAAUGGUAGCACAGGUUUACCUUCCAACCAAGGCCAUCCAGAAUAUACAAGUAGAUCACUUAGUUCAGGAGCAGCAGCUCAGAAAGUAGGGCACCCUGAAGCUACCUCAAGGUCUUUAAGUCAUCAAAAUAAGCCCAUCCAACCUAAUACUCCAAGUGAAGCCUCAAGAAACAAAGCAGUAACCUCCCAAGGAAAAGCAAGUAGUCUACCAAAAGUUGAAGAGUUCACUGCUUCCUCCACUAGUAUUGCACCUGUACCAAAAUUAGAAAAUCUUGAUCAAAAUCUUAUAGGGGUACAAAAAAGUCCAGAUAAUACUUCAAAAGAAGUAAUUGCUAGUAGAAGGACAACAAAAGAGUUAUCUUAUGAUGCUCAGGAGGAUUUGACACCUGUUAAUGAGAAUAGAUGUUUAUCGGAGGCCUCCAAACCUAAAAGUAUCAUUGACAAGUCAGACUAUAUAGCAGAUGACCAGGGCCCAUUCCUUCUCCUUAGUCAAGAAGAUUAUAAAGAACACAGAUCUGCCAUUUCUUAUGCUAGAUUUAGUGUGAUGGGGCAAUAUGUAGCAAGCGUUGACGUAGAUGGAAUUGUCAAAAUAUGGUCAUGGAGUCCCCAACCAGUAACUUGCGCAACAGUCAUGUCAAAGUCAGCUUUUCUUUCACUGGAGUGGGCAAGCAAACAAGACCGAUGGUUGCUACUGGGUAAUCGGUCAGGAAAUAUACGUCUGUUUGAUGUCAAAGAGAUGAAAUCAUUUUAUGAGGCAACUUCAGAUUCAAGCUACCCUCGAAUUGUAAGCCUGAGCUCUAACCAAUCAAAUGGCACGUUUGUCUGUUCUGCUACAGUUAACAGAGCACGCAGUGCAUCUGGAAGUGAUCUACAAACAUCAACCAAUGCACGUGUUGGAAAACUGUCACUAUGGGAUCUACGAUCUAUGAAUCAGUUGAAGCACCUUGAAGUCCAACCAGGACCUGUAACCAUAAACUGUUGUUCCUUCAACCAUAACGGACAUCUCCUGUUGACGGGAGGGGUUGACGGAACCAUCCGGCUUUUUGACAUGCAGCAACACAAGGUGAUUUCUCAAUGGGAAGCCCAUUCUGGAGAAGUCCAAACUCUACAGUUCAGUUCUGACGAGACUAACUGUUACAGCAUUGGCACAGACGGGAAGCUCAUUCAAUGGAGUCUCCACAAACAAGGGGUCAUGACAGAUCUUUCCAUACACAAUGGGGCCUCCCUGCCCUUCCUCCCUGGAUUGCAAGGAGGGCUCAAAGAAAUACCAAGGGGGCAAGUGUUCACCAUGGAAGCUGAUGGAGAUUACAUGUUGACAUGCGAUAAGACCCGGGGAUGUAUGUACAAGGUCAAGGACAAUUCCUUGUCACAUGUCAUGAAUAUUCAGGGCCAUGCAUCGUUUCUUACCACAGUUGACUGGUCACCAAAUAUAGACACAAAAGUUUGCAUGACUGGGGCCACUGAUGGAACCAUCAAGAUCUCAACUCUUCUGUCCACACAGAUAUGAUGUAUCAAAACAAUACAUCAGUUUAUACAAUAUUUGGAGUUAUUAUUUUGUCAUUGAUUGAGAUGUAGGUUUAAGAUAACUGGUAAAAUUUCAUUGUGGACAUCAUCAUAGAUCUAGACUUGUACAUUCAAGACUCAUUUUGAUGUAUACAUUUUCAAAUAUUCAGAUAGAUAUAUGAAGUAGUAUGUCACUUUAAAUUAUUUUUUUAUGUUUCUGAAAGUAUUUUAAAAUUUACAUAGAUAAGUAAUAUUCCUGGUAACCAGUACAAUAUGUUCAUUAAUUUAGUUGUUAUAGUGGUAUUCAGCAGUAGUUUGGUUACAGAUAAGCUCAAUUUAGAAAAUAAUCUCCAAAUGCGUUGAAUAUGGAUCAGGUUGAAAAUGUGGCAAAUUUUAUGUUUUUUGAAUAUUAAGUAUUAUAAAACUGUGCAAUAGCAUUUGCUUCAUCUGUCUGUUUUUCUGCCUGUCUCUUUUUACACACUUUAUUUCCAUGAUUUCAAUUUGAUUCGAGAUUUGAAGUAAUGAGAUGAAUGAAAAAUGACAGCAUUUGAUGUAUUAAUAUACAUGUAUGUUAAUGUAUGUAAGUGAUAAACAACUUUGAUGUUUUGGACCUUUGGUGGUUGUUGGCUGAAAGACUCGGACAUUUUGAUGAACCAAUUGAUUUCAAAAAUUGUGCAUUUUGUGUUUUUUUAUUAAUAUCAAGAAACUGUGUUGUUAUGAGGGACAAGGAAAAUCCGGGAUUAAUUCCAUGAUAAUUUAUUUUAUUUAAAAUAUGUUGGUUAUUUAGAUUUGUUCUGGUAUUUUUUUUUUUUAAAGACAUCGUUUUCACAAUUUUCACCAUACACCAAAAAUUGUCUAAUACAAUGUACUGUGGGAACUGCGCAAUAUUAGUUUUUUUUAAAGUAUAUUUUAACUUAAUUUUCCAAAUUAUUUAUGAAGAGAUAAUUAUCAUUUCAGAUACCUUUACAAUGCAUAUUUUUUUUGCAUCAGACUUACCAGGUUUAAUUGUAGACUAUCUGCCAUGAUAAGUUUAUCAUUCCUAAAAUAUUUUAUGUUUAUUCAGAUUAUUUAUUUGUUACAGUAAUUAUUAAUUAAGUUAUUUCGAAUAAAUUAAAAAAUUAUCAAAUCU